CCAGACCGAACACGCAGCUGCCAAAGGCAGACUCCGCCGCUCGGUCCAGUUUGCCUUCCGCUCUCGUUUGGCAUAGUACCGUCAGCGAGGUCGUCGCGUUUCAUGCUGUCCGUCAGCGACUAGAUAUCGUAACCUCGUAUCGUAUCGUGUCGUGCCGUGUCGUAUCGUUCUCGUUUCCGUUUUCUAUUCCACCUAAUCGGAUCCGGUCAAAUGGAUAGCUCGCGUAGAACUAAUACGAUCCGGAAACAAUCUCGCGCUGGUGGAUAAUCGUGUGAAAGAAAGUUGUCGUUUUUCGACAAAGGUGAUUUUGUUCGAACUUGUUCCUUCUCUCAUACCUAGUUGUUCGACGAAAGAAACAGCGUGGUCCACGUGAGCUGCGGAAUCUUUGAGGUUCAUACACGUCAGUAGUUCCUGGUCAACGUGAUUCAUAAAGCGGUGUGAGUCUCUCCGCCAGAAGGGAGGCGCAAGCUCCCGUGGGGGGCGCAGGGGGAGGCGGUGGCGUCGGAGGCGAAGGGGGGAGAGGCGGUGGGGCGGACCGGAACCGGAAAUGGCUGCGAGGUGGCUCCUGCUGGCACUCCUCGCCGCCCACGCCGCGGCUCUUCCUGAUAUCAUUAGGAUAGGUGGGCUGUUUCAUCCGUCGGACGACAAGCAAGAAGUGGCCUUUCGUUAUGCCGUGGAAAAGAUCAACGCCAACCGAGAUAUCCUGCCCAAGUCCCGUCUCAGUGCCCAGAUUGAGCAGAUAAAACCGCAGGACAGUUUUCACGCUUCGAAGAGAGUGUGCCACUUGCUGCGAAGCGGUGUAGCGGCGAUUUUUGGGCCGCAGAGCGCGCACACCGCCUCCCACGUACAAAGUAUUUGCGACACCAUGGAGAUUCCGCAUCUGGAGACACGCUGGGACUACCGGCUCAGACGGCAGAGCUGCCUUGUCAACCUUUAUCCGCACCCUACCACACUCUCCAAGGCAUACGUUGAUUUGGUGAAAGCCUGGGGCUGGAAGAGCUUUACCAUCAUCUACGAGAAUAACGAAGGGUUGGUGCGGUUGCAGGAGCUCCUGAAGGCACACGGACCCAAUGAAUUCCCUAUUACGGUCAGACAGCUGAGCGAGGGUUCCGAAUACCGGCCGUUGCUAAAACAGAUAAAAAACUCGGCCGAGUCGCACAUUGUACUGGAUUGCUCUACCGAGAGGAUUUACGACGUGUUGAAGCAGGCCCAGCAAAUAGGAAUGAUGAGCGACUAUCACAGUUACCUCAUCACCUCUCUGGACCUACACAGCGUCGAUCUGGAGGAAUUCAAGCACGGCGGGACCAAUAUCACUGCCUUCCGAUUAGUGGACCCGGAGAAGCAAGACAUACAGAAAGUCGUGCAAGAUUGGAUCUACGGCGAGAAGCGUUAUAAUCGAGAACUCGAUAUGGGACAGAGUUCCAACAAGAAUAACCUCACUUGCAUAAAGACUGAAACGUCAUUGAUGUACGACGCCGUGCAUUUAUUUGCGAAAGCACUGCACGAUUUGGAUACAUCCCAACAGAUCGACAUCAAACCGCUUUCCUGCGAGUCCACCGACACUUGGCCCCACGGAUACUCCCUCAUAAACUACAUGAAAAUCGUCGAAAUGACGGGGCUGACAGGAAUUAUCAAGUUCGAUCACCAAGGAUUUCGCUCAGACUUCAUUUUAGAUAUCAUCGAACUUAACAACAAGGAGGGGCUGAAGAAGAUAGGAACCUGGAACAGCACCAAGGGUAUAAAUUUUACAAGGAGUUACAAGGAAGAGUACACUCAAAUCGUGGAGAAUCUUCAGAACAAAACUUUCAUUGUAACAACUAUACUGAGCGCGCCAUACUGCAUGAGGAAGGACUCGAGCGAAAAGCUGACCGGGAACGCACAGUUCGAGGGCUACAGCGUCGACUUGAUUUACGAGAUAUCGAGGAUUCUCGGUUUCAAUUAUACGUUCCGCCUGGUACCGGAUGGACGGUAUGGCUCCUACAACAAGAAGACGAAAGAGUGGGACGGUAUGAUGAAAGAACUGUUGGAUCAGAAGGCGGAUCUAGCGAUCGCGGAUCUAACCAUCACGUACGACCGGGAACAGGCGGUCGACUUCACCAUGCCGUUCAUGAAUCUAGGGAUCAGCAUACUGUACCGUAAGCCUAUAAAGCAGCCACCGAAUCUGUUCUCAUUCCUCAGCCCGCUUAGCCUCGACGUUUGGAUUUAUAUGGCGACAGCUUAUCUAGGCGUCUCUGUGCUGCUCUUCAUACUCGCCAGAUUCACCCCGUACGAGUGGUACAAUCCUCAUCCGUGCAACAAAAACCCGGACCAUCUGGAGAAUCGCUUCAAGCUGCUCAACUGCAUGUGGUUCACCAUCGGAUCCUUAAUGCGGCAGGGCUGUGACAUUCUGCCCAAGUUCAGCCCUUACGAGUGGGAGAAUCCCCAUCCGUGCAACGGACAGUCCGAGGUCCUCGAGAACGAGUUCACCCUGAUGAACUCGCUCUGGUUCACCAUAGGCUCGCUCAUGCAGCAAGGCUCUGAUAUAGCGCCGAAAGCCGUGUCAACGCGCAUAGUGGCGGGCAUGUGGUGGUUCUUCACUUUGAUCAUGAUUUCUUCGUACACUGCCAACUUGGCCGCGUUCCUCACCGUCGAGAGGAUGGAUUCACCGAUCGAGAGCGCCGAGGAUCUUGCAAAGCAGACGAAAAUCAAAUACGGGGCUCUCAAAGGAGGCAGCACUGCGGCCUUUUUCAGGGAUUCCAAUUUCUCGACGUACCAGCGUAUGUGGUCCUUUAUGGAUUCGGCAAAGCCGACGGUAUUUACAACUAGCAACGUCGAGGGUGUAGAACGGGUGGUCAAGGGGAAAGGCAGCUACGCGUUUCUAAUGGAAUCCACCUCCAUCGAAUACGUAAUCGAGAGAAACUGUGAUCUUACCCAAGUCGGCGGCCUCUUGGAUUCGAAAGGAUACGGCAUCGCCAUGCCACCAAAUUCACCAUACAGAACGGCCAUCAGCGGAGCCAUCCUAAAGCUGCAAGAAGAGGGGAAACUGCACUUGCUGAAGACGCGCUGGUGGAAAGAGAAACGCGGCGGAGGAUCUUGCAGGGACGACAUGUCGAAGAGCAGUUCGACAGCGAACGAACUAGGUCUGGCAAACGUAGGCGGGGUGUUCGUGGUUCUGAUGGGCGGCAUGGGCAUCGCUUGCGUGAUCGCGGUAUGCGAGUUCGUCUGGAAAAGCCGGAAGGUCGCCAUUGAGGAACGGAAGCAGAAAUCCUCGGGGAAACCGAUCUGCGAAGCUUUUACCGAUCUACACUAGCGGGCGAUCCUGUAGGGAUUCGUUCGCGAACCAGAAACUAAAGUAAUAUAAAAACGAACGAAACAAAGAUAGAAAGACAAAAAUGAACGGAACAAUAGAGAACGAACAGAAACACGAAACAGAUUCCUAUGCCCGAGAAAAGCGUAUCUGACCCGACGGACCUAAGGAGGAACUCCACCACAUCAGUGAUCGAGAACUGUGUGAAACACUGACAGACACAAACUGUAGAAAGUUCAAACGAACGUAUAAUCAAAACGAAGGAGCAACGAUCCUCGACCUUUCCAGUUCUUUUUUUUUCUCUUAUCCCUUCGAGAACCGUAAUCCCGACCGACAAUCUAGCCGGAACAUUAUCGACGGAACACUACCCAAUCAAUUAUUAUCGGGUAACGUACGGUGUCGUUGGAAUUUCAUUAAGUAGAGAGAAAGGGAGAAAGGAUGGAAAGAAGGGAAGAAAAAGAGAAAAAAAUGAAAGAACGAAAACGAGAGAAAGAAAGAAAAGAAGAAGAAGGAACAGUCCAAAGGGAACGUUUGAUUUAAAACGACCGUUUUCUUUUCGUCCGCAACAUCCCUUAACGACAGAGCCGUGAAAUGAUGCAGAUAUUGAAAUUGGAAAGGUUAACGCGUUUGCCAUUUGCUCAUAUCAAAACCUUUUUAGAUUAAUUGACGACCGACUUGCAGCCUCGCAGCGAGAAUGAACGAUAUCUCGCGCGAUUGUUACAUAUAAAUGCUAGAACAAAAAAAGAAUGGAAUAUAUAAAAAUACAAACGCGGUGUGAUUUCUUUUUUUUCUGUUUCUAAUUAAUUCACUGCGAUCGCGACUGAAUCGUAUGGUGAGGAGUAAUGAACUGUUUACAUGAACAAUCACGAUUUUAUACCGACUAGAUAAUUAAUGUAUAGCGUCAAGUUGCAAACGUUUUAUUGUAUGUACAUAUUGUGUAGGAGUGAAUCGCUGUUCUAUGCAGAGUUUGUAAGCUUCUUCUGUGAAUUAAAUAAAAAGAAAGAUGAAAAAUCCGUCUUCUGAAUAUGAUCGAAUAUAAUCGAAUAAUGAUAUGAUAAAAUUUUUAUUCCAUCGACAGAAGCUUGCAGACUCUUCAUAUUUGAGAAGAAACUCAAUUAUGCGAUAGAAGAUUCGUAUAUGUCUCGAUUCGUAUAAACUUGUGUGAUAUGAAACGAGAAAAAAAAAAAAAGAAAGAAGAAAUAAUGAGAACAGUGAUCGCAAUCGAAACGUAGGUGUUAAAGAAUGAAUCACAUGUACGGUUCGAAAGGACACGCGCACGAUGUGUGACAGUUUAGUAUGACAUUGUUAGUUGUGUCGCAAUGUUUCUUGCCUCUCUUUCUCUCCCGCCAUGGAUACGCAGGAGGUGAGCAACUUUUCUUUUCUACUAUGUAUCUGCUACUCGUUGUGUCAUAGCACUUGUCGAUUGACAGACCGUAGAGCAUGAGAUAUUUCUUUCCGAACGGCCGACUUUUUUGUCGUUUGAUAUACCGCAAUGUUGGAAAUGGAAUUAUUAAACGAACUUUUACGGAGGAAGGAAAUAUUUACAAGAAUUCUUCGGUUUAUUCAUCUGUUGGAUUUUUCAAAGUUUAAACAUUGUUUUAUUUGUUAGAUAAAUAUAUAUACAUAAAUAUAUAGAAAAGUUUCCAUUUUCAUCAUUGUUAUUUUCUUGUUAUUAAUUAAACAGGGUAAAACAAAAAAAUAAUUCUUGUAACGUAGUAUGGUGUGAGUAAUAUUCUUUGUUUUAUGUUCUUCUCCUUUGCGAAUUGAAUUUUUUAUUAAAACUUUAUUUUCCUUAUUUACAGCUUGUGGAUACAGUUUCAUAUGAAAAUUUAUUAAAAACAAAGCAGAUUGUUAUAAAUUAUUUGUUGAAAAUCGCACGAAUAAUUAUAAGACACAAACUGGUUUACUACGUGUGCUUGAUUCCUUGUAUUUUUUCACUUCACUUACUCACAGCUUCUAUGAAAUAAUUGAUUAUUAAUUAAUGUUGCAUGCAUAUAUCCAACAGAAUUAUUUAUCUCGAGAAAGUCAGCUUCGUGCCAUGACGCGUCGCAUAAACCCAACAAUUUUAAAAGAGCAAUAUGCUUGAUGUCCUCAUCAAGAUGUCUAACUCAAAUUUUCUACUUUACUGCAGAGUCUUUAAACUUGUUUACUCAUUCUUGUAACUACUUCAGUUAAUAUCAUUGGAUCGUAGAGUGUCCCAUGAACCUAAAAAUCUUAAGGAAGCGAUAUACUUUAUAGUCCUUUGUAAGAUGUCUGGGUUAGAAGUCUUAUUCUAUCGUAGAGUCUGUAAACUUGUUUACUUACAGGUACUUCUCAUAAGAUACUGAACUUCAAAUUUUCUAUUGGUAUUGUUGAAAUAUAAACAGCCUAUAGGAGUUUUGGUUAAGUUAAUUUGUUUUUUAAGAAUGUACUUUAUUUUAAUUUAUUUCAUGUUUAUCCUGUUUUACAUAAUAAAUACAGUGGUGAUCCUCUUACAGCCCUCGCAUAAAUAUCAAAAACACAAUUCUCGACAAUUCUGAUUAAUCAUACUCUUCCUACGUAUACAUUUUCUAACCGAAUUUGUAUUACCUUAAUAUUAAAGCAGCACAUGAUCGUAAAUGUAUUUAUCGUGUGAGAUAUAGAAUCUAAAUUAAAAUUAAAUUUAUUACAAACUAUUACGAUUACCUGUGACAUAACGAUAUCAAUUGAAAUUGAAACGCCACGUUUCUAACUACUAUAAUUAGGAAGAAGCUAGUUUUGUCCAAAGUUUGUAGUUAUUUAUGUCAAUAAAAUAUCCUAUCUCCAAAAAAAGAACCUACUAUAAACAAAAUUAUGUACAUUUAAAAACAUUCCCUUGAACAUAUUCUUUGCCAACUUCUCUCACUCUGCUUCAAACAACUCCCAUCACGAAGGAACUACAUACUAGCAGCCAGCAAUCACUCUAGGACAGCGUACCGAUAAAAAGAUAUUGCGCCAAUAAAACUUCGUAUCUCGACUAUAUCAAAACCAGGUUAAAAUAUUUCCACGCACACAUCGCGAAACAUUAUGCAUAUUAUACUGUACGUACACGCGUCAUCGCACUUGGCUGACGAAGCUUCGCAUAUCGCGAAGAGAGCACGAUUAAAGGGAUGCAGCGGAUGUUUACUGGAACUUUCCAGAAGUCCAUGUGCUCGGAGAUGGCGAGCGAAUUGCGUUACGCGCUGGAUUGCGGGAACGGGACAAAAAAGUCCGCGAAGAAGACACUGUGUAGUCGUGAGAGGCAGCAAUCGAACCUAUCGAUCGUGUCCGAGG
Messenger RNA from Bombus pyrosoma, 6556 nucleotides. RefSeq names its product glutamate receptor ionotropic, kainate 2 (gene KaiR1D). Gene Ontology annotation, cellular component: postsynaptic membrane; plasma membrane. Lineage: Eukaryota; Metazoa; Arthropoda; Insecta; Hymenoptera; Apidae. The record is from RefSeq and is a predicted model, not a curated record. The transcript has 19 exons. Gene Ontology annotation, molecular function: glutamate-gated receptor activity; transmitter-gated monoatomic ion channel activity involved in regulation of postsynaptic membrane potential. Bases 548 to 3289 code for a protein of 913 amino acids. Gene Ontology annotation, biological process: modulation of chemical synaptic transmission; synaptic transmission, glutamatergic; monoatomic ion transport.